GUAAAUCUGUUUACACUUGACCGGAAACCGCACGCACUCCGACAUCAUGAAAUAAAGUGUCACUGGUAACAGACUUAUUUGCCAGUUGCUAGCGCUCUUCGACUUUAAAAUGUAACCUUCUUGCCGAACAAAACGAACACAACAGCGACGCUUUGGAUGUUCGACACUCAAUUGCUAUCGAGCAUUUCGGCUACUUUUUUUCCAUCAUGUCCAUGUCACGUACUACUUGCGAGGAACCGCUGACUUGGAUUGCCGCUCAUGCUGGUACUACAACUGUGAAGUGCCACCUUUUGACUUCUAUGAUAUAGACAGAUUCGUACCAGAGGUUUCUCCCGUCUCCCUGUAUGUAUUCCCGUACAUCAAUCAGACUCGGAGGACUUGGGAUCACUAGGGGUGACGAUGCGGCUGUGGAGUAUUAUGCUGGAAUCAUUCCAUAUUUAUUUUUCGUUGCACAGGCACUGACGGUAAUCCAAUGGAGUAGGCUGUCUGACCGCAUUGGGUGCAGGCCGUUGUUGGUAUUUGGACUCUCAAGUGCUUGUAUUUCGAUGCUCUGUUUCGGCCUCUCGACGACUUUCUGGAGUCUUGUCAUUAGCUGCUGCUAGUAGUAUCCGGUUUUCUAAAUGGCGACAUUGGAGUGAUGAAGACUACGAUAGGUGAAUUGACGGAUCCCAUAAACAUGGCUCAGGCGGUUGCCUUGAUCCCUAUCGUCUGAAGCCUCGGAGGCUUUCUUGGAUAUUUGAUGGGCGGAACGCUUGCGCGACCGCAAGAUCAUUGGCCCGUAUCAUUCACCCAUCCAUUUGGGGAAAUUACCCAUAUUUUCUGCCUUGUGCAGUAGCAGCCUGUCUGCUCUUUCUGACCUUUUUCACAAUGGUAAUCCUUUAGAAGAAGUAUAUUUCCUACAUAUAUGUCACAUCGCACAUGUUACUCGUGUACCUCGAAGCUUCAACAGAGUUGCAAGAGACACGUCAAUUCUCAUAGCAAAUUAUGUUGGACAAGAUCA
Molecule: messenger RNA, 1000 nt
Organism: Suillus bovinus
Lineage: Eukaryota; Fungi; Basidiomycota; Agaricomycetes; Boletales; Suillaceae
Exons: 5
Coding region: 345-602 (85 amino acids)
Biological process (GO): transmembrane transport
Molecular function (GO): transmembrane transporter activity
Source: RefSeq, a predicted model, not a curated record